UCUUCGACAUAAGAAAAUGAUUCUACAAGCUGAUGACAGAUUUUGGCUGGGAUUCUGCUUCGCGAUUCUCGCGAACGUCCUACUCGCGAUUACCUACACGGUGAAGAAGAGGGCUCUAACACCAAGGCAUUACGUGUCUCUGGACGAAGAAGGUGAGAAGCACAUACAUUACAAGGACGGGGUGUUCUGGGCGUACCUCAUUUUGCUGCUUAUAUCGGGGGUGGUCAAUUUCGUGGCGUAUUCCAUGGCCCCGGCGUUUCUCGUUGCCGCCACCGGAAUAGUCGGGAUGUUUCUCACAUCGGUUUCGUUUAAGUUGUACUUCGACGAAAAGUACAACCACGUUAGCGGGCUGGGAGUGUGCUUCGCAAUUUUGGGAUUGGCCAUUAUGGUGCUGAAUUAUCCAAGGGGAGAAGUUUCGAUGAAUAUUUUGGAUUUGGCUUCGCUAAUGUAUACCAGUGGAUUCGUUUACUACGUUCUUGUAGUUAUUCUUCUCUGGCUGAUAACGGCGGGUUUCAUUGUACCAUCAUGUCAAACCAAAAACGUUUCAGUGUACAUAAUAUUUACGCUGCUAGCAUACUCUUUCAUAGGCAGUGCCACGAUAAUCGCUUGCAAAUGUGCAGGUUACUCCAUAAAGUAUCUGAUCAUCUAUGAUGAAGCUGACCAGACAAAUGUUUUGUAUAUGCUUCUUUUCUUAGUAACAAUGUUAGUAGGACUUUGGAUUCAGGAGUACUACAUGGGAAAAUUUUCAGAAUCAUUCUCCUCUCCUGGCGCAUUGCAGGCGAUUUUCUUUAUUUUACGCACCGCUUUAGUAGCCGUCUUUUCCGAGUUUCUAUUUAAUGAAUGGUCUCAUGUACACGGUCUGAAGAUAGCUGGUGCAUCGCUAGGGUUUGUGUUAAUUUGCGUCAGUGCGUUGAUGCACCCUCUCUUUUCCGACCUUAGCUUUGAUGACACUAUCAUAGCUGAUAAAUUUCGACCCAAGUAAAGCUACCCUUAGUUUUAUUUUUAAGUACAUUAUAGCAGAAAUUUGAAUUGUUACAAUAA
Messenger RNA from Photinus pyralis (common eastern firefly), 1041 nucleotides. Its product is annotated as magnesium transporter NIPA1-like. Lineage: Eukaryota; Metazoa; Arthropoda; Insecta; Coleoptera; Lampyridae. The transcript has 3 exons. Gene Ontology annotation, cellular component: membrane. Gene Ontology annotation, molecular function: magnesium ion transmembrane transporter activity. Gene Ontology annotation, biological process: magnesium ion transport. The coding region runs from base 17 to 982 and encodes 321 amino acids. The record is from RefSeq and is a predicted model, not a curated record.